AUUGAGAGAUAUUGAAAUGGGUUCAAUUGGUAAUCUAGGGUUAGCCUUUUUCCUACUAACUCUAUUUUGGAAUGGUUCGACGGCUCAAUCAGGGUGCACCAAUGUACUCAUACGAAUGGCUCCAUGCCUCAACUAUGUUACGGGAAGUUCCAAAACUCCCUCUUCUUCCUGUUGUUCAUCUCUGGCUAAUGUUGUUAAAUCACAGCCACAGUGCCUUUGCACCGCCCUCGAUGGCGGCACUAUGGCCGCACUUGGAAUCAAUAUCAACAAAACCACUGCGUUAGCACUUCCCGGUGCUUGUAAGGUGAAGACUCCGCCUGUGAGCCGAUGUGAUGGGUCCAAACAAGAUGAGGCAAAUGGUGCAAGGUUGCCAUAAGAAAAAGGGAUCACAUGGUCGUAUCUAGCAUUAUAUGGUUGUGUUGGUUUCUUAAGUCGGAUCUCUAAGCUACUUUAAAGUUACUCCUUUGGAUAUCUACUAUCAACAAUAAACCAUUUGUAUGCAAUUACUCGUUAUUUGUUAUUUUCAUCUCAUGUUUUCUACGGGCAUGUAUCGAUUUCAGUGUUGUAAUCCAUGUACCUUUCGUAUUGUGAAAUUUGGUUCCAUUUUAAACAAU
This is a messenger RNA of Cynara cardunculus var. scolymus (artichoke), 614 nucleotides long. Its product is annotated as non-specific lipid transfer protein GPI-anchored 2-like. Gene Ontology annotation, biological process: lipid transport. The coding region runs from base 17 to 376 and encodes 119 amino acids. The transcript is spliced from 2 exons. Gene Ontology annotation, molecular function: lipid binding. NCBI's taxonomy places the organism in Eukaryota, Viridiplantae, Streptophyta, Magnoliopsida, Asterales, Asteraceae. The record is from RefSeq and is a predicted model, not a curated record.